Molecule: messenger RNA, 1365 nt
Organism: Spinacia oleracea (spinach)
Lineage: Eukaryota; Viridiplantae; Streptophyta; Magnoliopsida; Caryophyllales; Amaranthaceae
Product: AT-hook motif nuclear-localized protein 27
Exons: 1
Coding region: 375-1196 (273 amino acids)
Biological process (GO): vegetative to reproductive phase transition of meristem
Cellular component (GO): nucleus
Molecular function (GO): DNA-binding transcription factor activity; minor groove of adenine-thymine-rich DNA binding
Source: RefSeq, a predicted model, not a curated record
AUGUUGAUGCAUUUGUAAUUGUUGCUUAAAGUCUAACUCAGGGGGCAAUAGGCAAUACUAUUGUAGAUCAAUAUAUAAUAUUAUUCACAAUUUUUUUAAUUUCGUCUUGGUCAAAGCUGAAGCUAUAAACUACAUGCUGUCAAGCUAAGAAAACAAUUUGGUAUUAUUAUUAUUGUUGAUUUUAGUCAACGUUAAUGAAGAUCUAAGAAGUUUCCUGGAGUGGUGCAGAUCGAUCAAGCUUGAAUUAAGGAAGAUCAAGCAGUCGUCUAUUUCGUAGCAGUACAUACUUUACAAAUCAAUAACUUGAGUAGUGUUGAUCGUAUCGAUCUAUUGAUCAAAUUGAAAGAUAUAUAGAUAAAGUUGAUGUUUUUGGAAUGAUGUCAGGCGGCUAUGAUGGAGGAGGAACAACUCACUCAUCUUAUCUGCAUCAGUUAUUGCAGAACAACAACAACAAUCCAUCAGAGUCGCAGACAACUUCAUCGUCUGCAGACAUGGACAGAUCAGAUCCAGGAGGAGGAGGAGGAGGAGGAGCAAGUUCAGGCGGUGGUGGACCGAUGAGACGGGCUCGAGGAAGGCCAUCUGGAUCGAAAAACAAACCCAAACCACCCAUUUUAGUGACCCGAGAUACCCCAAAUGCACUGAGAUCUCAUAUGUUGGAAGUGUGUUCAGGUGCAGACAUCAUGGAUUCUUUAUCAACAUACGCUCGACAGAGGGGUAGAGGAGUUAGUGUUAUCAGUGGGAAUGGCAACGUUAUGGAUGUUACUCUGCGUCAGCCUGCUGAUAGUAGCAGUGUUGCUACACUGCACGGAAGGUUUGAGAUACUGUCGAUUACAGGGACAGUGUUGCCUCCUCCUGCACCUCCUGGUGCUGGUGGUUUGUCUAUCUUUUUGUCAGGUGGACAAGGACAGGUGGUUGGAGGAAGCGUGGUGGGUCCACUACUUGCUUCUGGGCCUGUUUUACUCAUGGCAGCCUCUUUCUCUAAUGCAGUUUUCGAGAGGCUUCCGUUGGAUGAUCAUCAGGACCCUCCUGAUCAUUCUGCACCACCACCAGGGGGUGGAGGAGAAGGCAGCGGUACCUCUGCUGGUGGUGGUGGUUACGGGUUUCCUGCAGCAGGAGGUGGUGGUGGUGGUGGUGGUGGGGGUGAUCAUCAUGGUCUAAUGGGAUGGGGUGCAGCUGGUCCUCGUCCACCAUUUUAAUUAAUUACUUCUCUACUACGUCUAUACCUCCUAUUUAGUUGGUUGAAUUGGUUUUCAUUUAUUGAUUGAUUGAAUUUAGUUACAAUUUCGGAGAUAGGUCAAAUGUGAAACACAAACUAGUACUGCCUUUAGAAGCAGCUUCUUCAAUUUUCACUCAUCUUCAUUUUCA